GCCUCAAGCUCAGCACUUACCAGACGUAGCUCUUGUUUCUCCCUCUCUCCGGAAGAGCAUUCAGGAAGAUGACCAAGUUCCGUCAACUAGCUCCCACUGCCGAACCUGCACCAGAAACAUGUCUACAUCUGUGUCAGCUCACCUUACCGCCAGUCCAGACUUAGAUGAUUUGUGGUCGCAAGCUGUGUCAAAAGCCACGAGGGCGGUAUACAGAGCAGGGGUUCAAGCCUUUUUAACCUUCAUGGCUAUGUGCGGGUUUGUGUGGCAGCCCCGUGUGUUACCUCCAUUGUCGGAAGAUUCAUUGUUAUUGUUUGUAGCCCACUGCCAUCAUCGACUACAUUUACGUUAUACGACCAUCAAGAGUUAUCUGUGUGGAGUGAGAUUCACUUAUCUGAGGCAUAAUGUGCCGAAUCCAUGGUGUUCUAGGAAUCUGCUACGAGUAGAAACAAUCAUGAAAGCUAUUAAGAAAGAACAAGGUGUUAACCCAAGUGUGCGACUACCAAUUACUGUUGACAUUUUACAGAAGAUUUGGAUCACCCUAGAGAAAGGACUAUUUUCACCGUUCACAGACUUAUUGAUUAAGACUGUGUGUUCAGUCGCCUUUUUUGGCUUUCUACGUUGUGGAGAAUUUACAUGUGACCAUUUUGAUGCAAAAUUUCAUUUGUCUCUCAGCUCUGUCGUGUUUAGACCAGAUUGUACAUCGUUUGAUUUGACACUUAAAUCGUCUAAGACAGAUCCUUUUCGCAGGGGUAUAACAUUGUCCAUCCAUGCAGUUCCAACAUCUUAUUGUCCGGUACGUUGUCUACAGGAAUUUAUUCAUCAUAGGAGGGCCAUGGGAGCUGCUCAGCAUGAUCCUUUAUUUGUUAAUGAGCAGAAUAUACCCCUUACCAGGUCUUUCUUUAUUCAAAAAUUAAAACACACAUUGUCUAGGACAGGAUAUGACCAAGAGAAAUACAACGGUCACUCAUUUCGUACUGGUGCGGCUACCUCAGCUUCCACGGCUAAUAUUCCAGACCACCUGAUCAAGACUCUAGGCCGGUGGUCAUCAGACUGUUAUGUUCGAUAUAUUGGGGUGCCCAAAUCAUCCAUAGCACAGGCUCAACGUGCGAUGGCACAACAUAGGGGUAACUGCUUGUCCUAGAUGUAUAUGUAAUGCCUUUGGGGAUUCUCAGUCAAUUCUUUACUUUUUUGGGGGGGUAUAUUUACCCCUGCAGUCAUUAGGAUGGGAUGCAUUGGAUGCAUGUUGUCAAAACACAGGUCAGGCUUGACCUCCAUCAUGUCCAUGGUAUUUAGCAUCUAAUGCGUUUCUAUCUGUAGUGUAGAAUGAUAGAUGUGUUGUUAAUUGUCGAAACCUUAGUAUUCUUUGUAUCACUCUCGACAAUUGAUCCCAACAGAUUGGGCCUGACCGAUGCUCAGUCAGGUACACAUAAGUCAGGUACAUGUAGUCGAUUCUCCUGUGUUUAUACCCAAUGCUUGGGAAGGUUGUCAGUUGUGAAAGGCGAAUCGAUCCCUAGCUGGGCAUGAAUGAUGCUCAGUCAUGUACAUGUACCAAUAGCUUUCUAGUCACAUGUUUACAGUGAGAAUACCCUUACGCCAAACUUGUUAGAUAUGUGUUAUAUUGAACCUGGUUCAGUCAUUAAAUCAUUGUUGCAACUUUCGUGUUGAAUUGUCAUUAUAAAUUGGUGCUCAAUGUAUAUUGAGUGAGUUUAUAAUGACAACUUAAAACUGCUAUGUCGUUAUUUUCUCAUAUUUUCCAAGUUUAAUGUAACAUACAAUAAAUUGUUAUGUAUUAAUUCCAUCAGCUUUUGGCAUUGGCACGUCAUUAAUUAUUUUCUAUGGUUUCAUUAUUAGGUAACAUAAGACAACAUUAAAAGCCAGGAGACAUCUUCUGCAGUUUAUUACCAGAUAAGUGUAACACUAACCACCCGGUUAUGUAUUAAUAUUAUUAUAAGAAUCUACAAUAAACAAACGUCCGUAAUACAUACAUGUCUCAUGCAUGAUGCUAUUUAUAGUAACAGGAUACGGAUGGGAUGCAUUGGAUGCAUGUUGUCAAAACACAGGUCAGGCUUGACCUCCAUCAUUUCCAUGGUAUUUAGCAUCUAAUGCGUUUCUAUCUGUAGUGUAGAAUGAUAGAUGUGUAGUUAAUUGUCGAAACCUUAGUAUUCUAUGUAUCACUCUCGACAAUUGAUCCCAACAGCUUGGGCCUGACCGAUGCUCAGUCAGGUACACAUAAAGUCAGGUACAUGUAGUCGAUUCUCCUGUGUUUAUACCCAAUGCUUGGGAAGGUUGUCAGUUGUGAAAGGCGAAUCGAUCCCUAGCUGGGCAUGAAUGAUGCUCAGUCAUGUACAUGUACCAAUAGCUUUCUAGUCACAUGUUUACAGUGAGAAUCCCCUUACGCCAAACUUGUUAGAUAUGUGUUA
This is a messenger RNA of Haliotis rufescens (red abalone), 2420 nucleotides long. RefSeq lists its product as uncharacterized. The record is from RefSeq and is a predicted model, not a curated record. Gene Ontology annotation, biological process: DNA integration; DNA recombination. The coding region runs from base 119 to 1141 and encodes 340 amino acids. Gene Ontology annotation, molecular function: DNA binding. The transcript is spliced from 2 exons. NCBI's taxonomy places the organism in Eukaryota, Metazoa, Mollusca, Gastropoda, Lepetellida, Haliotidae.